Anopheles moucheti is the source of this 1281-nucleotide messenger RNA. It is a transcript of the gene HemK1, whose product is annotated as MTRF1L release factor glutamine methyltransferase. Gene Ontology annotation, cellular component: mitochondrion. Gene Ontology annotation, biological process: protein methylation. NCBI's taxonomy places the organism in Eukaryota, Metazoa, Arthropoda, Insecta, Diptera, Culicidae. The record is from RefSeq and is a predicted model, not a curated record. The transcript has 2 exons. Bases 97 to 1116 code for a protein of 339 amino acids. Gene Ontology annotation, molecular function: nucleic acid binding; protein methyltransferase activity.
GAUCGAUUGCACAAAAAUGAAACGCGAACAACAACAAUCUCGUUUUCGUGUGUUUCUGUAUUGAAUUAGCAUCGGAAUUCGGCACAAACCAAAACCAUGAUGCUCUCAUCGCCGUCAACGCGGGCAGCUGCAAGGAUGGGUGUUAAGUUACUUGCAAGAGUCGUCCCUUGUCGACUCACGGAUCCGUUCAACCCGUGCUACAGUGGCACCGCUGGUUCAGCAAUCGCACCCACUCCAUUCCCGGCAACCGUUCGUGGGACGCAGGAGAAAUGGAUGAAACGGUUCGAGUUGGAAAGCAUUCCCGAGCCGGAAACGUCCAUCGUAAACAUAAUAGCACACGUGCUCGAACUAUCCGCACCAUCCGAGGUAGGAAACCAACAGGACGUUCCUCUGAACGAGGCACAGAUGGCCAAAAUUGAGGAACUUUGCGAGUGCCGGUUAGCACGCAUGCCAAUACAGUAUAUUAUCCGCGAGUGGGAUUUCCGUGAUCUCACGCUGAAGAUGAUCCCGCCCGUGUUUAUACCGCGCCCGGAAACGGAAGAAUUAGUGGAGCUGAUAUUGCAGCAGAUGGAUAAUCAGCAGGAAACGCUCUUCCUUGAGAUUGGAUGUGGUACGGGUGCGAUAAGUCUUUCGCUUCUGAAGCAUGCUCCGAAGGCCUCUGCGAUAGCCAUCGACCAGAGCCGAAUAGCCUGCGAGUUGACGCGAGAGAACGCCGAAUCUGCCAGGCUGAUGGAACGGUUGCGAAUAUUCAAGCACAAAAUGGUGGAAGAUUUGCCGCAGGAGCUACAUGGCCAGCAGUUCGAUAUGAUUGUCAGUAACCCGCCGUACGUGCCCUCGGUGUUGCUUCCUUCGCUCGAUCCGGAGGUCAAAAUUUACGAAGAUCUGCGUGCACUGGACGGUGGUAAUGAUGGGUUGACUGUGAUAAAAUCCAUACUACGGAUAGCGGGCCGAUACCUCCGCAAAGACGGUGUCCUGUGGCUGGAGGUGGACAGCACACAUCCACCGGUUAUUGAGGAGUUUCUGACGAAGCAUGGCGAACUGAUGGGACUACGAUUCAUGGCAUCGUAUAAGGAUCUGUUUCAGAAGGAUCGGUUCGUUGAGAUUGUUAAGCUAUAAGUGAACGCAUUUGUUACGGCGCGUAGCUAAAAAAGACUAUCCCAUGAGGAUAUAAAAAGUGUUAGCGAUUAGGGCAACUAUUAAGAAAUAAUACAGUUGGUUAUUAUCCAUGUAGACAACAACCGAACACGAUAAAACAUGGUGUACCUGUAGUCUAGCUCUCUC